AUGAGAAAUCAGAUCAUCAAUGAAGCUGAGGAGUACAAGCGAUCUUUUUAUGAGAAAAGAAAGCUCAACUGCGAAACUAACAAGGCUCAGAACAGAGAAAGUGAGAAGCUCUACUUGGCCAACAAAGAGAAGUUCCACAAAGAAGUUGACAAACAAUAUUGGAAAGCAAUUGCAGAGCUCAUUCCUCGUGAGGUCCCUAAUAUUGAGAAGAGGAGAGGGAAGAAGGAUGAUGAAAAGAAGCCUUCAGUUGUGGUCAUUCAUGGCCCGAAACCUGGCAAACCCACUGAUCUGACAAGGAUGCGGCAAAUCCUUGUGAAGCUGAAGCAAACCCCACCACCUCACAUGAUGCCUCCCCCACCGACACCUGCAAAAGAUGGCAAGGAUGCAAAGGAAGGGAAGGAUGCCAAGAAUGGGAAAGUUGGCGCCCCAACAGCAGCCAAGGAUGGAAAAGUUGCUACCCCGAAAGCAGCCCAGGAUGGAAAAGUUGCUACACCGAAAGCAGCCCAGGAUGGGAAAGUUGCUACCCCGAAAGCAGCCCAGGAUGGGAAAGAUGCUAUAGAUGGGAAAGAUACUACCCCAGCACCAUCUCCAGCUACUGCCGGGGACAAUCCUGUUUCACCUGCCAAAGAUGGUGCUACUAAUGGUGCUCAUGCAACACUCGAACUGGAGGAUUCAACUGGUGUUGAAGGCGAGGAGGUCACCGUAACUGAAUCAGCCUCAAGUGCCUGAUGACUAUCCAAUUUCUAUGUUUCUAACCACUUUUCCCACUAAUUCAUCGUUCCAUCUUAAAGUAUUUUUCCACUAGUAAUGCAGAAUAAAAGCAGCUUUGUUUUGGUCCUUUGUUGUAUGCAGCAUAGGCUGUGAAAGAGCAUUUUCCCCUUCUCUAAUAGUCUCUUACUCUAGUUUUCCCAAGUAUCUCAACAUUAGUUUGUUUUAGUUGUCCCUUUUUUGAUUACUAUUUUUUUUUUCUGUUGUAAAUUUUGUGGGUGAAUUAUUAGCUGUUUGAUUGUUGCCCCCUAAAUGAAGUAGAGCUAAUAUGAGCUUUUAAAACUUGGUUUGCUUUCUUCCUCUCUUCCCCCAGAAUAUGGGGAAAUGGAGAGAGAAUAGAAUAGAAUAGAAGAGUAG
Molecule: messenger RNA, 1125 nt
Organism: Ilex paraguariensis (yerba mate)
Lineage: Eukaryota; Viridiplantae; Streptophyta; Magnoliopsida; Aquifoliales; Aquifoliaceae
Source: the annotation of a GenBank genome assembly